AUGCAAACGAUCGAGAAAGCAUUACAUCAACCAAUGCCAUUUACAACGGGUGGACAAACGAUCACUGAUCGACUUACAGCUGCAAAACAUUCCUUAGCUGGUAGCCAAUUGGGUAAGACAAUUUGUAAAGCUACAACCGAAGAAUUAAUGGCACCAAAAAGGAAGCAUCUGGAUUAUUUAUUGCACUGUACGCAGGAGCCGAACGUUUCCAUUCCAUCAAUGGCUAAUUUGUUAAUUGAACGAACCCAGAAUCCCAACUGGACAGUUGUCUAUAAGGCGCUUAUCACAAUCCAUAACAUAAUGUGUUAUGGGAAUGAACGAUUUUCACAGUAUCUUGCAUCCUGUAAUACAACGUUCAAUCUGGGCAGUUUUUUGGACAAAAAUUCCGCUCAAGGUCAUUCACCUAUGGAUUAUAUGCGUUCAUCAAUGAAACACUGGGCAUCCCCGGAUUCGGUUCUUGUUGGGUAUGAUAUGUCGCAACAUGUUCGACGUUACGGGAAAUAUAUCAGUGAAAAGAUCUAUACAUAUCGAUUAUGCGCUUUUGAUUUUUGUAAGGUGAAGCGUGGUCGUGAAGAUGGCCUUCUACGAACAAUGAGUGCAGAUAAGGUAACUUCAGCAGAAUUAAAUAAUGGUGUCAUCAACUGUUCUUUCAUUCUUCUCUUUCGUGAUCUCAUUCGCUUAUUUGCGUGUUAUAAUGAUGGUAUCAUUAAUUUGCUUGAAAAAUAUUUCGAUAUGAAUAAGAAACAAUGUCGUGAAGCACUGGAUGCCUACAAAUCAUUUCUGCUAAGGUUGGAUAAAGUAGCAAGUUUCCUGAAAGUAGCCGAGUCUGUGGGUAUUGAUCGUACUGAAAUACCGGAUUUAACGCGAGCACCAGCUUCAUUACUGGAAGCAUUAGAAGCGCAUUUGGCUUAUCUCGAAGGUGGCAGAGCGCCUCCCACAGUUCAUCAUGAACAGUUUACUGCAGCAAUGGCGCAAUCUGCACCAUUAUUCUCUUCCGCCCAAGCCGGAGUUAUUGAUGAUUCGGCAAAGCAAAAAUAUUUAGAGGAGGAAAAGGAAAGAUUACGAUUAUUUGAAGAGCAGCGAAAAAGGCAAGCAGCAGCAGGUUCAUCUGGAAUUGAUACAGGAGGACAUUCAUUCAAUCCAUUCGCUGCAGCUCAGUCAUCAGCUGGCGCUGCAGAUCGAUCUACAAAACCAAGUGAUGAUCUUCUAAGUUUGUUUGAUCCUGUGACAGGAGCUGGUGGAACUACUGCUCCUUCAGGUUAUGGAGCUGCUCCAGUUAAUGCUGCACAACAACCAAUGGCUUUGGAUUCAACAAAUCCAUUCGCUCAAAAUGUUUUCCAGCAGCAGCCAGCUACAGUUAUGUCAGCUAAUUCUCCUGCUCCUGGUUUUGCGGUAUAUCCAAAUAUUAGCAGAACAAAUGCAUUUGGUGCCGAUUUUACAACCGCUUUUAAUGUUGCAGCAGUGGCUCCUGCGACUACUGAAAUUAAUGAAUCAUUAAUUGAACUCUUUGAUAAUUUGGUAUAUGCUGGAGGACGAUUCGUUGAACAUUUAAUGCAUAUUGUUUUACAUAUUGGAUUCAAUCCAUUUCUGGCUAGUGAUAGUACGGAUUCGUCUGCACCACCAAUACUUCCGCAGUGGCCUAUAGCAGGUGAAGAAACCGAUAAACAGUGGUCCAGAAAAACUUCGCAAGAUGCAGUUCCGCCACAGCAAUGGACUCCUACAGUUACGCGAUCUGAUAUGGAAGGUGGUUCAGCUGCUGCUUCUUCUUGGGGUAAAAACGGUGAUAGCAGUGAAAGUGAUGAAGCAGUUGGAACUACAGGUACUGAUAAUAGUGGUAAUGUACCGCAACAACCAAGCGAAAUGGUCAAUUCGGCUCUUCGAAAUCCAUUUGGUGCCAUGCAACAAAAUGCGCAGGCACUACACACAGCUGGUGUUAGUGCUGCCGUGAUAACACCGCAACAACCUGAUAUACCAACAUUUGGAGCACCACCAUCUGGUGCAUCAUCAGCUAAUGCAUCACCAGUUCACUUUGGAAUGACUACUCAAGCACUUCCGACGCCGCCGCCGCCACCACCACCACAGCCAGCUGUGAUCCCGAAUCAAAACCUUACAAUUUAUGAGCAAACUCCAUUUUCUCACAUGGAUGGUAGCUAUACUUCAUCACCCAUUAUUCCACGACUCUUCCAUCAACAAGCAGCAGCAGCAGCACAUGCUGGUACAGCAAAUUUAAACGCAUACGGAACGCAACAAUUACCAUCAGUACCGUAUGCUGCCACUACACAAGCUGGUAAAUUCAAUAGUGGUGAUUUAGAUAGUGCACUAUCAUCGCUGGCCGAUAAUCUCUCGGUGAGCGGCAAAGGAGCAACUAAUCAUGGUAAACCCGUUCAGUGGAAUAAUCAAAGUGGUGUAAGACCUGCAGGUGCAGCACAUGCAAUUGCACAACCGCAAUAUGCUGCAAUUCCACCACAGCAAUGGCCACCAAUGGGUGUUUAUGCCCCACAAUCAGGCAUAUAUGCUCAGCAACCAAUAAUGGGUAUGUAUGCACAACCGGGAUAUAAUCCACAAAUACAACAAACGGCUGCACCGGUAUAUGGCAUGACACCGGGUCAAACAGUAUCGCAAGCCGGACAAACGCAGCAAGCAGCACCACCACCACCCCAUCGCCCAUUCAUGUGA
This is a messenger RNA of Acanthocheilonema viteae, 2676 nucleotides long. The record is from the annotation of a GenBank genome assembly. Lineage: Eukaryota; Metazoa; Nematoda; Chromadorea; Rhabditida; Onchocercidae.